AUGGAUAUGUCAUUCUACGAUGACGACUCAAAAAAUAUUAAUGCGCUUUUCGAAGCAAAAUGCAAUUAUGAGUCGAAAAAGAACUCAUUAGGUUUCCAGAAAGAAUCGCUUCAAAGGUUGCACAGCCAAAUCAAAGACCAAGAAACGAUAAUCACCCUGCUAGGUCAAGGAUAUUUUGUAGAAUUUAGCAAUGAAAAAGCUUCUGAGUUCUUUCGGAGAAAAUUAUCGUCAAUAAAUAGUAUUAUUAAUGAUUUGGAAGAGAAAAUCAGGAACAUAGAUCAAGUCAUGAGGACAGAAUUAAAUUUCAAAAGUACAGAAGAUAUAACUUCAAAGGAUAUCCCUUUAGACCAUUCACAGAUUGUUGAAAUCGAAGAAGAAUUGGACGACAAUGGUAAUGUAGUAAGUGCAAAACUCAAUGACCAGCUUGUUAAGGUAAACUCUAAACUUCCUCAAGAAAGAGAACAAUCAAUCGUGAUGAAAGAACAAAAUUCGCUGAUUGGGAGAACAUCUGAUCAGGGCUUGAACACACAACAGCAAAAUCUUCAGGCCUCCAAUCCGAAAGACAAUGAGGAAUUGCUCUUGCUUAUGAAUGAUAUGGAAUUAUUAAGUAAGAAAGGAACGAUUGAGGAUCUGAAGUUGGACAACUUAAUGGAUAAGAUUGAUGAACUUAAAAUUUCAGCAGAACAUAAAUUUAUAUUAAAAAGUUCGCUUAUUAAUGAUGAAGCUGAUCAUGAUCAACAAGAUAAAGGUAAUUUGAAUACUCAUGGGCUGACAAUCGAUACUCACGACAUAUUAGAAUUAGAGUUAUUGGCCGAUGAGCUUGCCGACUCUGAAGAUAAUGAAAACUUACAGGCCGAGAAUGAAGAUUUUGAUCUUCAAUAUGAAGAUGAUGACUUCGAUGAUUCAGAUGAUUUUCUAUAUGGAGAUAAAAAAUCAUCAAUCUUCGGUUCUUCAUCGAGCUCUAGAAAAAAUGCGAACGAUUUACUAUGGAAUCAGAUAACCGACUUAAGAAGUCAGAGGAAGAUUGAAAAUACAAACUCGAAGAAAGCGAUUCCUGUAACAGAACACAAGUCUAUUUUAAAAACGAGAAAUGAUAAAUCUAAAAAUGAUCACAAAGCAGUUUCUUUCUCAAAUAGUUUAAUUAUUAAUGAAAUAGAAAAUGUUGGUCAAAGUCUUAAAAAUAUUGAACAUUUCCCACAAAAUUUGUCUAAAUACAAGCAAUCAAGACUCUUAAGUAGGGGUUUUGGGGGGAAUCUGGACGAAUUUCAAGCUGAGAAACAAUAUUUUGAUAACUGUCCUCUUCCGGCGACGUCAGAUAUGGAUAUCAACCCCCAAACCCAGGAAAUCCAAGAACGUUUAACGGAAACCCCAGUUCAUCAAGAAGAUAGAGGUACACAGCUGACAGCAUAUAAGGACACUGAUUCCCUAGCGAUGGAGUAUGUUUCCAGCUUGAAUGAUGGAAACCUCGAUGGAGUCAUAGUAGAAAAAGUAGGUGAUUUCGAGGCUUUGAAUAAAAUAAUUCGUUCUUUACAAGAUCUGCAUGGAGAAUGGGAAGAGACUAAUGAAAAGAACGACAUCAAAGACGACGAGCUGGAGGAAGAUAGCAUUGUCCUCGGAGAGGUAAUUGAGAAUGAAUAUGACAGCACAGAAGAUUCAGAAAAUUCCGAAUACCCGGGGGCUGAAGGAAUUGAUUCCAGCAUAUUACAUCAAGAAGUAUCGGCAAAUUAUCACAAGCUAAGACAAAAGCUUGUUUUUGAUCACAAUGUCUUUGGAUAUCGAAAAUCAGAUGAAGAAGCAGAACUAGAGCCAAUUGAUGAAAACGGAAAUCCUAAAAAAAUAAGUAGGUUUAAAGCUGCUAGGCUCAAUUCAUGA
This is a messenger RNA of Priceomyces carsonii, 1872 nucleotides long. RefSeq lists its product as uncharacterized. Lineage: Eukaryota; Fungi; Ascomycota; Pichiomycetes; Serinales; Debaryomycetaceae. The record is from RefSeq and is a predicted model, not a curated record. The coding region runs from base 1 to 1872 and encodes 623 amino acids. The transcript has a single exon. Gene Ontology annotation, cellular component: cytoplasm; prefoldin complex. Gene Ontology annotation, biological process: RNA polymerase III assembly; RNA polymerase I assembly; protein folding.